Messenger RNA from Brienomyrus brachyistius, 2956 nucleotides. Its product is annotated as cholecystokinin receptor-like. Gene Ontology annotation, cellular component: membrane. The record is from RefSeq and is a predicted model, not a curated record. Gene Ontology annotation, molecular function: neuropeptide receptor activity; gastrin receptor activity. Bases 272 to 1612 code for a protein of 446 amino acids. Gene Ontology annotation, biological process: neuropeptide signaling pathway. NCBI's taxonomy places the organism in Eukaryota, Metazoa, Chordata, Actinopteri, Osteoglossiformes, Mormyridae. The transcript is spliced from 5 exons.
UAAAGCCGCCGUUUCACACACCUCCCGCAAUCUGCACCUUUCUGUAUAGGACGAGGGUAGGACAGCAUUGCUGCUGCUGUCAGUUUACUGGUACAUGCUCGGACAAACUGGGACUUCACACUGUUGCUCUUUUUAUUAUGGGAAAUACAUAAAUUGCUUCACCUGCAAGUGAAACCUGUUUUACUAUCAUGAAAAGUAAGUUUUAGGCAUUGCGGAUCGGUUUGGAAGAAAAGCCAACCGGUGUCUUUAUUAGCUUGUCCCGAUAAAGGCGAUGGAUUUGCAGAAGUUGGGCGAAGCGUCCUCCGCAUUGCUGGGAUGCGUGGCGGCGCAGAGGAACUUAACGGGAAACGGCACGGAAAACGGGACCGCGGACGCUGUGGAUGCCGCCACCUGUGGAAACGCGUCCGCUGUUGUAAGGCUGCAGCCCGGGAGACAAAGGGAGAUGGACUCUGUGCGAAUCCUGCUCUACACGCUCAUCUUCCUCUUGGGCGUCUUCGGAAACCUCCUCAUCAUCAUGGUGCUGAUGAUGAACAAGCACAUGCGUACAGUGACCAACUCCUUCCUGCUGUCACUGGCCGUCAGUGAUCUGAUGAUGGCCGUCUUCUGCAUGCCCUUCACGCUCAUCCCUAACCUGCUGGAGGACUUCAUCUUUGGGGCGGCUAUGUGCAAGAUCGUCGCUUACCUUAUGGGAAUAUCAGUGAGCAUCUCUACAUUCAGCCUAGUCGCCAUAGCAAUCGAAAGGUACAGCGCCAUCUGCAACCCGCUCAAGUCUCGGGCGUGGCAGACCCGCUCGCACGCCUACCGGGUCAUCGCGGCGACCUGGAUCCUCUCCCUGGUCAUCAUGGCUCCGUACCCCAUCUUCAGUGGCCUGGUGACCUUCAGCAAGUCCAACAUGACCACAGCACACAUGUGUCGUCUGAGUUGGCCGCGGAGCCAGGUGGAGCAGUCAUGGUACAUCCUGCUCCUGUUCAUCCUCUUCUUCAUCCCUGGAGUGGUGAUGAUCGUUGCUUAUGGACUCAUAUCCAGAGAACUCUAUCGGGGCAUACAGUCAGAGCUGGAGCAGAAGAAAGAGUCCACUGGCCAGAAGAACGGCCUGAACGUGGUGGUGUCGUCUGGCGGCGACGAGGGCGACGGCUGCUACCUGCAGGUGGCCAAGCGGUCCAGCACCAUGGAGAUGUCGGCGCUGGCCCCCGCAGCUGGCGGCCGGGUGGAGAGGCCCCGCAGCAACACCUCGGAGGCCCGGCUGACGGCGAAGAAGCGCGUGAUCCGCAUGCUCAUCGUCAUCGUGGCCAUGUUCUUCGUGUGCUGGAUGCCGCUAUACUCGGUGAACACCUGGAAGGCGUUCGACCUAUACUCGGCACACCACGCCCUCUCGGGGGCACCCAUCUCCUUCAUCCACCUCCUGUCCUACACGUCGGCCUGCGUCAACCCCGUCAUCUACUGCUUCAUGAACAAGCGCUUCCGCAAGGCCCUGCUGGCCACCUUCGCCACCUGCUGCCGCCCAUGCCGUCGUAGGGGGCGGCCCGUCCCGCCCGACGAUGACAUCACCGCCAUCGGCACCUCGCUCUCCAAAUUCAGCUACACCACUGUCAGUACCGUGGGGCCACCCUGAUGGCUAGAUGCCUCACAUGAAAGCGGGAGCCAUAAACCUUAUUAUUUAUUUAUCUAUCUAUUUAUUUAUUUAUUUAUUUGCCCCCCCCACACACUCACACUUUCACUGACCAACAAACAGUUCACGAUUACACUCCCAUCUACUUGUGUCCCUAUGGAAUAUGGUAGCUAUAGCCUAGGAGAGCAAAUUGCCAUGGUGACUAACGAGCAGGGACACCCCUCUGUGUUCCGGGCAACGCUUUCAUUGUUGACUUUGUUAUCACGUGGUAGAAGGUAUCAAGCAGGUGGCCGGGGUUCUACAGCAGGGCAGACGUGUGACCUACAUCCGAUGUUCGUAUCACAAAGGAAAAUUUGCUCGGUAGGUUUCAUGAGCGAGCUACAUAAAUUCCCCCAGGGGGAAAAGUAAACACCGGCACAAUCCCAGAGUGCUAGAGGUUUGUUUUGUGUGCAUUGUAAGACGUAACACAUACGGCAAUGGGUGAUGGCUCUGGGUCAUACCACUGGGUUAAGUUUUGUGGUGUUCCAGAACCAUCGCCCAUUGCCAUAUGUGGUUUGUUCCAUAGCUGUGGUUCUUACCUCGUGUUCGGUUAUAUUGGUCAGAGGGGAACUUUUAUGUGAUUGCACUAUAUAUCCAUCCAUUAAUCCAUCCAUUCUAAUCGUUUAUCUUGGUCAGGGUCAGCGGGAAGACCCCAGCUGGCCAUGGGUGCUCUCUAAAACUCCAUUAUGAGAUAAAACAUUUAGACAUCAUUAGCACUGUUUUGGUUUUACAGCCAAAAAUCAUAAAAUAUGCCAAAAUAAUGCCCCCUUGAGUGUACAUUAAGGCCUUGAAUCUUACCUGUUCAAAAGAAGAUAUUAAUUUAAGUAACUGCAAUAAUCAGAGAACUGUAACCAGGGAGUUUUAUACCUGAUUCAGAUUUAAAACCUUGCAAGUAGAUCUGCAUAACACAGGGAUUGGAGGAAUCAACGGGACCUUUUAUUUGGGUUAACGAGUUUCACAGUUUGGAGGGAAGACAGUAGACCUAAACGAAAGGGGAGCAGCCAGGGAACAGAUGCUGUUGAUUGGCGUAGAGAGAGAUGAUAGAGACAGGGCUUUGGAGAUGAGGCCAGUUCUGCGAGAAGCGUCUGUCUGCGGAUUGCGAGAUGUAGGGGCGUCGCCUGUGGUAGGAAGUGUGUUUCAUACUUCUAUAAAUCAUGUCAAUAAUAUAAGUUGAAACUCAGGAUAGCUCAAUGGCAUAAACCUGCCUAGGUUAGUAAUGAAGACUGGUUAUUUAUGUAACUUACUUAUCAAUCUGUCUAAUCUAAAUCAUUUUUUCUGUUAAGUUUGAUUCUAUUAGAUAAAUUCUAA